AUGGCCCAGAAGCCGCCCGACCGGCCGGCCCUGCGCCGCCACAAGUGCUGCAUGGGCGCCCUGUACUACAGCCAGGCUCUCAUGGACAGCAGGAUGGAGCCGGUGUGCGCCGGCAUUCGGCAGACCCACAAGGGCGGGGAAGACCUGGGCGAGCUGCAGACGGAGGCGUCCAACCUCGUCGAUUUCAAGUACAUGUGCGUGGGGUACUCGAUCUACGACGAGGAGCGGAUGAGGCGGCAGCCCUCGAGGGACGACCCGGCCAGCGGCGUGGACCUGCCCUAUUGCGAGGGACUCGAGAUAGUCUCGUCGCGAAAUCUGCAAGGAAAUCCUGUUCUCUUGAAAGAGGGAAUUGAGGGCCCUGCAGGUGCCCCUCCAUCCACACAGGAGCCAGCGCCCAAAAGGAAGAAUAGUUUCUUCCCUGGCAGCGGAUCCACCUUUGUGUCUGAGCCUGGAGGAGUAAACUGGGGGAAGCUCCCUGAAAGGUUCCAGAAAUCUUCCUUUUUGAUACUGCAGAAGAUGCAGCAGAAUGCCGGCUACUUGGCGACGUCCAUGAAGCGGGUGAUCGAGAGAAUCAGUGACAUUGGAAAAGGCUGA
Molecule: messenger RNA, 594 nt
Organism: Ostreobium quekettii
Lineage: Eukaryota; Viridiplantae; Chlorophyta; Ulvophyceae; Bryopsidales; Ostreobiaceae
Source: the annotation of a GenBank genome assembly